AUGACGAGCGACGCCUUUGCAAGUUUGUCGGCACAGCUCAUAGCUUCCGACUCGCUCCUCUCGCUCAACCUCGCUGACGCGGCAUUACCCAAGGACCAGCUUGAAACGAUCUUGUUCGCACUGCCACGCAUGCUUAGCCGCCAGAGACAAGCGUGCUUCGUGGGCCUUCCCGUUUCGAUCGAGACCGAGAUGCUUGUGACCGCUGUGUUUUUCCUCGUGCGAAACACACAGUAUGUGUGGCUGGACCUAACGGCCGACGACUCGUUCGACCUGGCCAUGUCCCAGCGCCUCUUGACAGCCUUUCGUGCAACGUCGCGCAUGCGAUUGGGCUUUUUCGGCAAGGAUGCGCCAGUAGUCCACGAGGAAGACGUCACACGCUACGCAGCGUUGUACGGCAUCGAGUGCGCAAAUUGGUGGUACAGGUCGCCACGCCGCAUGCCGUGGCUCGCGCUGACGUAGUCGAACGAAAUCGUAUUUGGUG
Molecule: messenger RNA, 481 nt
Organism: Saprolegnia diclina VS20
Lineage: Eukaryota; Oomycota; Saprolegniomycetes; Saprolegniales; Saprolegniaceae
Exons: 1
Coding region: 1-459 (152 amino acids)
Source: RefSeq, a predicted model, not a curated record